UCGCUAUGCCAACUUGCUCUCUCAUCUCCAUUUGGCCCUUUUGUGCGCAGCGAGGUCACUCACUCCCGCAAUAUGGCUGUGAAUGUCAAAGAAUCUGAGGAGAUCGGCAUUUUGCAGAGCAAUCAGGUGAUGUUGCAAACAACGCACAUACCAGGGAACAGUUACAGCUGCAGUCCCAGCACGCCUAGAACAACAAGAGUAGAAAGGCUUCUGAGGGACAGGGAAUUGAGGAAAAUCAACAAGGUUUUCAGUUUGCCUGAGGUUGCAAGAGAUUUUAACAGAGACCCAGAACUCUUUGGAAAUGACCAGAUCCUAAGUGACCCUGAAAAUUGUGGCCUAUUCAAUGAGGAAGAGUUCUUAGAAGGACUUGUUGGAUGUGAAAAGCAAAAUGGGCAGUCUUCUAAACAGCGCUUGUUGGUAGUAGCCAACAGGUUACCGGUGUCUGCAGUUAGAAAGGGUGAAGAUUCUUGGCAACUUGAGAUAAGCGUAGGUGGACUAGUCAGUGCACUCUUGGGUGUGAAGGAGUUCGAUGCCAGAUGGAUUGGUUGGGCUGGUGUAAAUGUACCUGAUGAAAUUGGGCAAAAAGCGCUUACAAAAGCUUUAGCUGAAAAGAGGUGCAUCCCUGUAUUUCUUGAUGAAGAGAUAGUUCACCAAUAUUACAAUGGUUAUUGUAACAACAUCUUGUGGCCUCUUUUCCAUUAUUUGGGGCUUCCACAAGAAGAUCGCCUUGCAACUACUCGGAGCUUUCAAUCACAAUUUGAUGCAUAUAAGAAGGCAAAUCAAAUGUUUGCUGAUGUGGUAAACCAACAUUAUCAAGAGGGAGAUGUGGUUUGGUGCCAUGAUUACCACCUAAUGUUUCUUCCAAAAUGCCUAAAAGAAUAUAACAAUAAAAUGAAAGUUGGUUGGUUUCUUCACACACCAUUUCCCUCCUCAGAAAUACAUAGGACGCUCCCAUCUAGAUCGGAGCUUCUGAGAUCUGUUCUUGCCGCUGAUUUAGUUGGCUUUCACACAUAUGAUUAUGCAAGGCAUUUUGUUAGUGCUUGUACUCGUAUUCUUGGACUUGAAGGUACACCUGAAGGAGUGGAGGAUCAGGGAAAGCUGACUCGCGUGGCUGCGUUUCCUAUUGGGAUAGAUUCUGAUCGAUUCAUUCGAGCCCUUGAACUUCCUCAAGUCCAGGAAGACAUUAAAGAACUGAAAGCAAGAUUUGCUGGUCGAAAGGUGAUGUUAGGUGUUGAUCGUCUCGAUAUGAUUAAAGGGAUUCCCCAAAAGAUAUUGGCAUUCGAAAAAUUUCUGGAGGAAAAUCCAGACUGGCGGGAUAAAGUAGUUUUGCUGCAAAUUGCCGUGCCAACAAGGACAGAUGUUCCUGAUUAUCAACGGCUCACAAGCCAAGUUCAUGAGAUAGUUGGACGCAUUAAUGGAAGAUUUGGAACUCUUACUGCAGUUCCGUUACAUCAUCUGGAUCGAUCUCUUGACUUUCACGCAUUAUGUGCACUGUACGCUGUUACAGAUGUUGCACUUGUCACAUCUUUAAGGGAUGGAAUGAAUCUUGUUAGCUACGAGUUUGUUGCCUGCCAAGCUUCCAAGAAAGGUGUCCUCAUUUUAAGUGAGUUUGCAGGUGCAGCACAAUCCCUUGGUGCUGGGGCUGUUUUGGUUAACCCAUGGAAUAUAACAGAAGUUGCUGCUUCCAUCGGUUAUGCUCUGAAUAUGCUUGCAGAUGAAAGAGAGAAGCGGCACCAACAUAACUUCAUGCAUGUGACUACGCAUACAUCUCAAGAAUGGGCUGCAACCUUUGUGAGUGAGCUAAAUGAUACCAUUGUUGAAGCUCAACUAAGGACAAGUAAGAUUCCACCUGUUCUUCCAAUCAAAGCUGCAGUUGAUCGUUAUUUGCAAUCAAGUAAUCGAUUGCUCAUACUGGGAUUUAAUGCAACUUUAACUGAACCUGGGGACAUCCUUGGCAGAAGAGGAGGUCAAAUAAGAGAUAUGGAGCUUAAAUUGCACCCAGAGUUAAAAGAACCCUUGAAGAAGCUCUGUGAUGAUCCAAAUACCACAAUUAUUGUCCUCAGUGGAAGUGACAGAAGUGUCCUCGAUGAUAAUUUUGGAGAUUAUGGCAUCUGGCUGGCAGCAGAAAAUGGAAUGUUCUUACGUCUUACAACCGGAGAGUGGAUGACAACAAUGCCAGAAAGCUCAACAAUGGAUUGGGUGGACAGCGUAAAGCAUGUUUUCGAGUAUUUCACUGAAAGAACCCCACGAUCUUAUUUUGAGCAUCGUGAAACGUCACUUGUUUGGAACUACAAGUAUGCAGACGUGGAGUUUGGGCGGCUUCAAGCUAGGGACAUGCUGCAGCAUCUGUGGACAGGCCCGAUCUCUAAUGCUUCUGUUGAUGUGGUCCAAGGAAGCCGAUCUGUUGAGGUUCGGGCAGUUGGUGUCACGAAGGGUGCAGCAAUUGAUCGUAUCUUAGGAGAAAUUGUUCAUAACAAAGGCAUGAAGGCACCCAUUGACUAUGUCCUGUGUAUUGGACACUUUCUACAAAAGGAUGAAGACAUCUAUACAUUUUUCGAGCCAGAACUUCCUUCUGAAAAGCCAUCUUUACCAAGAGCCAAGAUACCAGAUCCUGGCAGGACAUAUGCACCAAAGUUUUCAAAUUGUAGAAGUGCGUCCAAGGCUCACCUUAGGAAACAAAGGUCCUUGUCAAUUUUAGAAAGGAGAGCAAGCAAUUUCGGAAGUGUAGGUGGUUGGCGGCCCAUAGUACACGAUAGGAUGUCCGUGUAUGAGGGUUCUUCGGUACUUGAUCUUAAGGGUGAUAAUUACUUCUCCUGUGCUGUUGCGCGUAAACGAUCAAGUGCUCGAUAUCUCCUCGGAUCAUCAGAUGAUGUUGUCGGUCUCUUAAAAGAGCUGGCUGAGUGUUCAACGGCAAGUUGAUUGUAACAAACCUCAUCCUCAUCGGGUUGCUGUUUUCUCAAUUCAAAGAGUAUUCUAGGUAGCAGAGGAUCAAGGACCCAACGGCCAGGGAAUAGUAACUUUAACAAGUUUUGACCUGCACAAAAGUGUUUUUUUUUUUUUUUGCUACAGCAUUUAUGCAGGAAGAAUAAUAGUUAGUGUUCCAUUUAAAUCCAUUCUGAUUCCAAUUUUUGGUAAACAAUCAACAAAGCUGAUGUAGCAAGAAGUACAUGAUUACAUGGAUCAACAGAUGUAUUCAUUCUUUAGGGAAAAAAUAGGUCAUGGUUCUUUUCUUUUACCAGUUCAAGUUUCUCUACUUUGUUACUUUUGAAUUUUGAUUCAUCUCCCGAUUUCUCAGAAUUCCCAUAUCAAUGGGGGGAAGGAGUGGAUUAUUAUCGGGUUUUUUUUUCUAGAAUUUUGUUGCUAACCUUAUGCUUCAAGUCGCUUCUCCCCAUUUAGGUUUAAUUAUAUGUAUUUUGCAUGUUUAUGCAUGACUUGGCCGUUACGAUUGAUUGAUAUCAACUACAAGAGACGAGGCAAAAGGGCAACACAACGACAAUUACAACAGUUUUCUCUCCCCAAAACAAUUUGGCUAUUCAUAAACUUUUCUAACUAGGAUGGAUUCUCAGUUACGGUUCUUACCAAAAGAAGUAACAAGCAGUCACAUCCAAGGGAUGCAAUAAGGUUCACCGAUUGAUGCAACUAGUUUUGCGAUUAAAACAUCCUUACAGAAGAUUUGCCAAAACACAAAGCAAGGCGACUGCAUCCAUGAAGAAGUCCAAAAUUAUCUAGAAUGUGAUCUGAGCUGCCAUUAUGUUGAUAGAAAAACCUUCAUCUACUUGUGUCAUAUGUUAGAGACAGACUAUACGGUGUACUUGUUCUUAGCAGCCCUGUCAAGCUUUUU
Messenger RNA from Tripterygium wilfordii, 3841 nucleotides. Its product is annotated as alpha,alpha-trehalose-phosphate synthase [UDP-forming] 1-like. The transcript has 18 exons. The coding region runs from base 73 to 2919 and encodes 948 amino acids. Gene Ontology annotation, cellular component: cytosol. The record is from RefSeq and is a predicted model, not a curated record. Lineage: Eukaryota; Viridiplantae; Streptophyta; Magnoliopsida; Celastrales; Celastraceae. Gene Ontology annotation, biological process: trehalose biosynthetic process. Gene Ontology annotation, molecular function: alpha,alpha-trehalose-phosphate synthase (UDP-forming) activity.